Messenger RNA from Mangifera indica (mango), 1738 nucleotides. RefSeq names its product probable protein phosphatase 2C 49. The transcript is spliced from 4 exons. Bases 199 to 1398 code for a protein of 399 amino acids. Gene Ontology annotation, molecular function: protein serine/threonine phosphatase activity; cation binding. Gene Ontology annotation, biological process: protein dephosphorylation. The record is from RefSeq and is a predicted model, not a curated record. Lineage: Eukaryota; Viridiplantae; Streptophyta; Magnoliopsida; Sapindales; Anacardiaceae.
CGUUCUCUCACCUGUAGCCACCGCUUACCGGUUUCUCAGCCCUUCGCAAUAUAAACAAGUUCGAGCCGACCUGUCUUAAAGUUAGAUCAUUUGCGCGAAAAUUAUAAACACUUCGACACGAAAGUAAAAAUUAGAAAUUUCAUUUAGUUUGGGAGGUUUAGAUCUAGAAAGAUUUGAAGAGGUAAAUGCUUGUUGAAGAUGGUAGCUGAAUCAGAGGUUGUUUGUUUGCAACAGAGCGUGGAUGUGUUGGAUGUUAACAAUUAUUUUGGCAAAGGAAGCAAAAUUGAAGAGAUUGAAGAUAUUGUUACAAUUACAUCGCCAGUUUCUCCGCGAGCUGUGAAUCAAGUUCGUAUAUCGGAGUCAGUUUCAACCGACUUCUCCACCUCUCAAGUGGACAUAAAAUCUGCAGACAAGAUUCCAGAUGAUCGUCUUGUAGGUACCGUCCUGCAAUUUGUUCCUAGCAUUCGAUCUGGUAGUUUUGCUGCCAUUGGACCACGAAGAUACAUGGAAGAUGAGCAUAUACGAAUAGAUGAUUUGUCAUCUCACUUGGGAUCCUUCUUUAAAUUUCCCAAGCCAAGUGCAUUUUAUGGGUUGUUCGAUGGUCAUGGAGGACCUGAAGCAGCAGCAUAUAUCAGGAAAAAUGUAAUUAGAUUUCUUUUUGAAGAUGUCAACUUCCCCCAGUCAUCUGAAGAUGAUGAUGUUUUCUUGGAGGCGGUUGAGAACUCCCUUCAGAAAGCGUAUCUGCUUGCCGACAUGGCUUUGGCUGAUGACUCCAGUGUGAGCAGCUCCUCUGGGACAACUGCACUUACUGCUUUGAUAUUUGGAAGGCUUCUGAUGGUCGCUAAUGCUGGUGAUUGUCGUGCGGUUCUCUGCCGAAAGGGAGAAGCCAUUGACAUGUCUCAAGACCACAGACCAAUAUACCCAUCUGAAAGGAGGCGAGUUGAAGAAUUGGGUGGUUAUGUUGAUGAUGGGUAUCUAAAUGGUGUUUUAUCAGUUUCCAGAGCCUUGGGUGAUUGGGACAUGAAAUUCCCUCAAGGUUCUCCUUCACCUCUCAUAGCAGAGCCAGAAUUUCGGCAGAUGGUUUUAACAGAAGAUGAUGAGUUUCUCAUCAUUGGAUGUGAUGGAAUCUGGGAUGUAAUGUCAAGUCAGCAUGCCGUAAGCCUUGUACAUCGAGGACUGCAACGUCACGAUAAUCCUGAGCAGUGUGCCCGGGACCUUGUUAUGGAGGCCUUGCGCCUCAACACAUUUGACAAUCUAACUGUAAUAAUUAUAUGCUUCACUUCCCUCGAUCAGCGAGAGCCAUCACCACCUCAACAACGGAGAACAAGGUGUUGCAGCCUGUCUCCAGAGGCCUUGUGCAGCUUGAAGAGCUUAUUGGAUGGCAAUGCUGGCUAUUGAAUGUAGAUAUUAUUUCUAAAUAAAAUCUCUUGAUUAGGUGGGUAUUCUUACUGUUUCUGGCUGCUUCAGUCAGAUACUAGAAAAAGCAGCUACCAGUUUUGUAGGUGUCGAUAUCCCAGUUGUAAUGGGUGAGUUCCGGGCUAACGUACAUAGAGUGGCAGAUGGCGGUGGUGUAAAAUUGAGUACUAAUAUUUUUUCUUGUGUAAAGUCACUAUGGAUUGUUUUUAGUAAAUAAUCAAAUUUCAGGGUGGCUGCCCGUUUGAUGUGGUCCAUUUUUAUUUGUGACACGCUCUGUACGCAUCAUCUAAAUUCAAUAAAAGCUCUUUACAUUUCUGUUCUA